AUGUUCAGCCGGUCCGGGUACCAAGCCGUCCCGCUGGGAGAUUUCAACCGGUUCCAGCAAUCCAGCACCUGGUGGAAUGGAUCGCAGAGGGCCUUUUCCUCGCCGGGACACACAUAUGACCCGUUGGAACAAGGGCAGAAGGGAUUAGGCGUGCCCCAAGGGUUCUUCUCGCAACUUUGCCACGGGGGGAUCAUUGCCCUGGUGUUUCUGCUGACCGUCCUCACCUUCCCGAUCUCUGGCUGGUUUGUUUUGAAGACAGUCCCAACCUAUGAGCGAGUUAUCGUGUUCCGUUUGGGGCGGAUCCGGGCCCCCAAAGGCCCAGGCUUGGUUCUUCUCCUCCCUUUCAUCGACCAUUGGCAACGAGUGGAUAUGAGGACCCGGGCUUUCAGCAUUCCGCCCUGCAAGCUAACCUCGCAAGAUGGCGCUCUGGUGUCUGUCGGAGCCGACGUCCAGUUCCGCGUUUGUGAUCCGGUGCUUUCCGUCAUGACGGUGAACGAUCUCAACAUGGCGACGCGGAUGACCGCCCAGAACGUCAUGACCAAGAUUCUGCUCAAGAAGUACCUGUGGGAGAUCCAAACGGAGAAGCUCCGGAUUAGCGACCAGCUCUUGCUGGAAAUCAACGAUGUUACCAAGUUGUGGGGCCUGCAGGUGGAGCGGGUGGAGCUGAUACUGGAGGCCGUGCUCCAGGUCCCCCCGGAGACGGUGACGGUCACGGGAGCUUCAAACAAGCUCCCGGCCUGUGGAGUGCAAGGGCUGGACACCACCAUCCAGCAGCUGGCUCUCCACUUCUUCGGCAAGAGCUUAGCCGCGGCAGGAGCCGCAGCAGGUGAGGCUUUUGUUGGUGAGCCUUGUCCUGUCUUGCACCAUUCUGUUCCAGAGGUUAAUAAUGCGGUAUGUGAAAAGGCGCCUUCUCAUUCCUCACCCACUGACUCCUUGUCUUCACGUCGGGGAGAAAAAAAACCUUUGGUUGUCUCUAGCCCUGAUGAGCUCCAACCACAAGUGGAUCAUGUGGAAGUACAGAGUGAAACUGGGCCUUCUGCCCCUGCCAACAGAACCAUGGUACAGGAUAUGAGGAAGCGCUUUGAUCCCGAUGAGUUCCUGCUAACCGUGGACGAAUACUUGUCCGAGUCCUUAGUGAACCAAAUCAGAGCUUGCUACCAGUUCAACAUUCUGCUGCCCAGCGGACAACAGAACACCUAUUUCAUCGAUCUCUCCUCAGGCCAUGGGAAGACUGGCUGUGGGGUGCCUGACCGCACCCCGGACGUGGUGCUGGAGAUAGCAGAGAGUGACCUGGGGCCCUUAGUCUGGGGGGACCUCAACCCUAUGAAUGCCUACGUCUCCGGGAAGGUGCGGGCGCAUGGAGACCUCACCAAGGCCCUGAAGUUGGAAAUCCUCUUCAGGGCGAUGAAAUAG
Euleptes europaea (tarantolino) is the source of this 1413-nucleotide messenger RNA. It is a transcript of the gene STOML1, whose product is annotated as stomatin like 1. Lineage: Eukaryota; Metazoa; Chordata; Lepidosauria; Squamata; Sphaerodactylidae. The transcript has 8 exons. Gene Ontology annotation, cellular component: plasma membrane. The record is from RefSeq and is a predicted model, not a curated record. Bases 1 to 1413 code for a protein of 470 amino acids.